Messenger RNA from Pleuronectes platessa (European plaice), 4570 nucleotides. RefSeq names its product transmembrane protein 63C (gene tmem63c). The record is from RefSeq and is a predicted model, not a curated record. Gene Ontology annotation, cellular component: plasma membrane. NCBI's taxonomy places the organism in Eukaryota, Metazoa, Chordata, Actinopteri, Pleuronectiformes, Pleuronectidae. Gene Ontology annotation, molecular function: calcium-activated cation channel activity.
GUGCUGAUGGCGCACCCUGAGCUGUUUGUGACGAGAGCGCCCCCUGUGGAGGGGAGUGCCGUGGAGCUCAGUGCUCUGGGCUUCCUGGGUUCAUUCGGGGAAGAUAACAACACGGCAGAGAGAUGCUACCACGCCCACUCCCGCAGCAGCGUCCUCCAGGGCCUGCCAUUUGGAGGCGUGCCCACGGUUCUCGCCAUCAACGUGGUGCUCUGGAUGUUCCUGCUGCUCAUCUUCUCCUGUCUGAGGAAGGCUGCGUGGGACUACGGCCGCCUGGCUCUGCUGAUGGAGAACGACAGUCUGACGUCCCUGUUUUAUGGAGAAGCCAGUGAGAAGGAGAAGACUCCCUCCGAGUCCAGCCCCUCUGACUCUGAGACCAAGGACCUGGGCUUCUGCUCGUGGCUCUCGUCUCUUUACCAUAUGAAGGACGAGGAGAUCCGCAGCAAAUGUGGCAUCGAUGCGGUCACGUACCUGUCCUUCCAGCGCCACAUCAUCCUGCUCAUGACCGUAGUGUGCUUGCUGUCUUUGGCCGUAAUCCUGCCGGUCAACUUUUCCGGGAACCUCCUGGGAGACAGUCCUGAAAACUUUGGAAGAACGACACUGGCUAAUGUCAGUGCAAAGGACAGCUUCCUGUGGCUCCACAGCAUCCUCGCUCUGGUUUACUUCAUCAUCACGUCGCUGUGCAUGGUUCAUCACUCGAUAAGGCUGGAGUACAGAGAAGACGAGAAGGUAGCCAGGACACUGAUGAUCACCUCUAUACCCAGAGAGAUCUCUGACCCCGGACUCAUCACCAAACAUUUACAUGAGGCCUACCCCAGCUGCACUGUCACCGACAUCCGCUUCUGCUUGGACAUCCACAAGCUGAUGAGGCUGGACCUUGAGAGGCGUAAGGCGAUGAAGGGAAGGCUGUAUUUUGCCACCAAAGCCCAAAAGGAGGGAAAGAUCAUGAUCAAGACUCAUCCGUGUGCUCAGAUAGACUGCUGCGACAUCUGCGGCUUUGAAAAGGUGGAUGCAGAGCAGUACUACAGUGAGUUGGAAGAAAAGCGGACGGACGAGUUCAACGCCGAGAAGCAUCGCAUCUCCUUGAAGCGGCUCGGCAUCGCCUUCGUGACCUUUCGUGAUGAGAGGAUGACGGCUGUGAUUGUGAAGGACUACAGUCGUGUGCACUGCCGCCGCAGACCCCAGCAGUCCAGCAUCACCACGGUGUGCAGUCCUCAGCAAUGGGGGGUCGGCUAUGCACCCGCUCCCAAUGACAUCAUCUGGGAGAACCUGUCGGUGUGUGGAUCUCGCUGGUGGCUCCGCUGCGUCCUCCUCAACAUCCUCCUCUUCCUGCUGCUCUUCUUCCUCACCACUCCCGCCAUCAUCGUCAACACCAUGGACAAGUUCAACGUCACCAAGCCCGUGGAGAGCCUGCAGAGCCCUGUCAUUACCCAGUUUCCGACCCUCCUGCUGUGGGCGUUCUCGGUGCUCCUGCCCUUCAUCGUCUACUACUCAGCCUUCUUUGAGUCCCACUGGACCAGAUCCGGUGAGAACCAAGUAACGAUGCACAAGUGCUUCUUACUGCUGGUCUUCAUGGUCAUCAUACUUCCCUCGCUCGGUCUGUCCAGUCUGGACCUGUUCUUCACCUGGCUCUUUGAUGUCAACUUCCUGAACGAAAAGGAAGUCAAAUUCCAGUGUGUGUUCCUUCCCGACAACGGUGCGUUCUUUGUAAAUUACGUGAUCACGUCCAGCCUGAUUGGCACGUCUAUGGAGCUGCUCCGUAUCCCGGCACUGACGGUGUACGCCUUCCGCCUCUGCUUCGCUAAGUCCCAGGCCGAGCGGAUUCACGUCAAGGCGGGUCAUCAGGCCUAUGAGUUCCAGUUUGGCCUGGAGUACGCCUGGACCAUGUGCAUCUUUGCCGUCACCAUGACUUACAGCAUCACAUGUCCCAUCAUCACGCCUUUUGGUUUGCUCUACGUGAUCCUGAAGCACAUGGUCGACCGGUACAACAUCUACUAUGCAUACGUUCCCACCAAGCUCAGCCAGCGGAUCCACAGAGCCGCCAUCAACCAGGUCGUCUUGGCCCCUCUCCUCUGCAUGUUCUGGCUGCUCUUCUUCUCUGUGCUCAAAUUAGGUGCAGUACAUCCCAUCACCCUCUUCACCUUCGUGUCCCUGCUCUCCUGCAUCGUCUUCUCCCUCUUCCGCUUGUGCCUUAGGAAGCGACCGGACAAGUCAAUGAGCUACCAGAUGUCCGAUCAGCCAACUGAGGGGAUGUUCACUGACGCCGACAGGAGCACUGGGACAUCCACCACGGCCUCCAAUCUGUUUGUGGCGUCUGUGCUACUUGAGCCAGAGCUGGCUUUGACUCCGAUGCCCUCCCCGGCCCACCACGGCUACGGUGCCAUGGCCAGCGCACAGGGUUCAAACCACAACCCAGCGGAGGAACAGGAGAGCAAGGAAGACCAUACCCAGACCCAUGAGACUGAGCUCCAAGACCCCCCAGAACCUUACUGCUCCAGCCCGCUCAUGGACAGCCCUGUGGGCUACCAGUAACACCAAACCCCUCCAGCUGAUUUUCAUGUGUCCUUCGCCUGGGGAACACGGAUUGCUUAAUGUCGCAAUGCUACGUUUUUGCCUCUGACCUCAGACUCUAACUUAGCUGUCUCACCACCCUGAGAUUAAAAGGAUGAGGAACCUGGAGAGGAAAGGAGCGUAAGAAUACAGGAGCAGGAUUCAAAUUAACAUCAUCAUAAAUGUAUGUUUCUAACUGACAUGACAACCACACAUCAAUCUUGAUAAAACAACUUUAAUGUGCUUCUGUGGCUUCACGUGCAAGUUAAACCUAACGAAAGCGACUGAGGUGGAACGGCCCAUAUCAGAGAUCAGAGAUGCGGUGCCACUUCACGAGCGGGGGUGAAAGUUCCCGGCAGAGUGGGUGGUGUGAGCAGGCCCGCCCCCGCAGACUGACACAGUGGUCCGGGCGCGGGUGAUAUCUGGUUCCUCGGCAGCAGAGCUCGGGGAGGCUGAGGGUGAGGGCAGCGAGUUGUGAAGCCAUCUGCAGCGAGAGAGCCGACAGACGGAGGGCCGAAUGUAAGUCAGAGAUGCACUGUAAUAAUUGUAGACCCUCUCAGCGGAGGCCCAAGCAGCUUGACUGAACCUGAAGCUUUGUUGUAACCAUCAUCAACUUCAGGUUGCUAUUUUUGCUAUUGUAUUUUUGGUGUCAUUGAUGUUGUGCUGCCGUUUGCGAGCGGGGGAAAUACUUGAGCGCGAGCAGGGAUUUGCAAAGUCGCUUCAACUUAAUCAGAGUAUUCCCUAAUUAUGCUGUCUUGACUGUGUAUAUGAUACAAGUGUACCUUUAUUUAUUUGUUAAAUUGAAAUGAAAAGUUAUUAUUGAGCUAAUUUGGUUUCUUGCUGAGUGUACGAUGAGAAGAUUGGUCAGAGUUGGUGGAGCUACAAGAAAAUCUAUCUAAUGCUGUCAUAUUAAAUAUAACAUUCAUGAUUUUUGUAUUAAUUAAAACAAAUAUUUUACCCUACAAUAGGCAGCAAUCUGGUCUUUAGGGCAAUUAAAUGAAUGAAUGACUGAAUGAAUUAAUGAGAUUAAAUCUUUUCUACACUAGAAUCAGUGGGUGUUUCAGCUUGCACCCGAUGUUAUCCACAUUAAUUGCAACUUUUUUUUGCAUCAGAUGGACUAGACGGAAAUACACUGAAUGUUCUAAAGUUAAAUCAAAUAUUAUUAAAAACUAUUAGAUUAGUGCCAAGUGGCACUAUGUAUGUAUCUUCUUCAAGGUGCAACAGACAUUUAAAUUCAUUCGAUUCAGAUUUUUAAUUGGAUCUGCACCAAAUGGCACACACUCAUCAGUCCCCUAUAUAUGUCUGAUACAUAUAUAUACAUAUAUAAGGCCCCCUGGUCUGGAUCUUCUCAAAAAUGUAAAAAGUUUUGUUCUGGAAGUGUUCAUGUCAUUCUGCUAACUAACAGAAAAACUAAGUAAGCACCCCAACCUACUUAUGUCUGUACUAUAAUUUCAUUAUUAUGUGAAAUAAUUUGGAUAAUCAGCAUAGUAAAAUAUUUAGUUAGGGUUAGGGUUAGGGUUAGCCUAACCCUAACCCUAACCCUUUUUUUAUGUAACUUAUUUGUAGGAAGAGUCAAAUACUUGUUUGUCUAAACUUUGGCUGUGUUAAUUGUGUUUAUUGUUUUUAAUUUUAAUUUAUUGUUUUUGUUUUUAUUGCUUUCUUGGAUAUGACUUGUUCAUUGUAAUUUCCUCCCAAAUAUUUCCCGUCGGCCAUCACUGACUAACCUGCAGACUACAGCUUCGUAUUCGACAGAUAGAGUAGACAUGAGAGUCGUCUCAUCUAACUCUCAGCAAGAAAGAAAAGCAAGACUCAAAAUUUAGAAGCACACUAUGGAUUGAAAAUAGGCUGUGGAGCCGACUCAUAGAAUUCAUCCAUUUAACAAGUUACAUGAAAUGAUAAAUGUGACUUUAAAGGUACCAACCCCUGUAUAAAAACACUAUUUUUAAGUAUCUUGUUACCAUGAUGGCUCAAGUUUAUUUAUCCUAAAAUGUCCCAACUACAAAUAGUAAAACCUAACAAUACA